Molecule: messenger RNA, 1326 nt
Organism: Paecilomyces variotii
Lineage: Eukaryota; Fungi; Ascomycota; Eurotiomycetes; Eurotiales; Thermoascaceae
Product: putative glycosyl hydrolase, family 18
Exons: 4
Coding region: 1-1326 (441 amino acids)
Biological process (GO): carbohydrate metabolic process; chitin catabolic process
Cellular component (GO): extracellular region
Molecular function (GO): chitinase activity; chitin binding
Source: RefSeq, a predicted model, not a curated record
AUGUUCAUAUUUCUGGCACUGGGCCUCUUAGUGGGCCAGGCUACGGCUCUGAGAUUCGUCAUGUAUAUCGAUCAGUACCAUGUAACGGACCUCCCCGAUAGUUCGCAGACUACAGGCAUUACUCAUGCAAUCAUGGGAUUUGCCAACUCGACCCUGUUCACAAGCGAUCCAGCGGGACAGUAUACGCCGUUUCAGUCCGUGUCCUCGAUGCGUAGCCGUUUCUCCAAGGAUACAAAAAUAAUGAUAGCUAUUGGAGGAUGGGGUGAUACCUCUGGUUUCUCCGCAGGAGCCAAGGAUGAUGCGUCGAGGACUCUCUAUGCAAAGAAUGUCGCCGCGAUGCUGGAAUCCGUCGGGGCAGAUGGUGUUGACAUCGACUGGGAAUACCCUGGCGGUAACGGACAGGAUUACAAACAGAUUCCUAACUCCGACAAAGUCUCUGAAAUCCAGACUUAUCCGCUCUUCCUGCAAGCUCUACGCAAAGCGGUUGGAAAGGACAAAUUGAUUUCUAUCGCUGUUCCAGGCCUUCAUCGCGAUAUGAUCGCCUUUACGAACGAGACGGGUCCAAAGAUCUGGCCAUCUGUGGACUUUGUCAAUGUGAUGAGUUACGACCUGAUGAAUCGUCGUGACAACGUUACCAAGCAUCACACUAGCAUCCAAGGAUCUCUACAGAGCGUCAACAACUACACGGCCAUCGGACUGGAUCCCGCGAAGAUAAACCUCGGUAUCGCGUACUAUGCUAAGUGGUUCACCACCGAUCCGAGCUCCGACUGCGCGACGCACCCAAUUGGAUGCAAGGUCGUUUCGCUCGAGAACCCAGAUGGAAGUGACAAUGGGAAAUCAGGAGCUCUCACGUUUGAGAAGGCGAAUAUGGCACCUCCCCCAUCCGGUUUGAAGACGUCUACGGACGGGACUUGUGGGUUUGACAAAGGCACGAAAUGUCCUUCCGGCCAGUGUUGCAGUCAGUAUGGUUCAUGCGGUACCACUUCUGAUUUCUGCAACACUGGAUGCAUGUCUGAUUAUGGAGAAUGCAAAGGCAUCUCUAUCACGGAUUCUUGGCGACGAGCUCAAGAAAACGGAACAACUGACAAGGUAGCUGGAGGGCAGUACUACUGGGAUAGCGAAGUCAACCUUUUCUGGACAUGGGACACGCCGGCUCUGAUCACUCAGAAAUUCUCAGAUAUCGUGGCCGCGAAGAAGCUGGGCGGGGUGAUGGCGUGGAGUCUGGGUGAGGAUACUUAUGACUGGAGCCAUCUUGAUGCGAUGAGGAAGGGUGUGGCAAACAGCACGAGCAGCACAAACCGCACCUCAGCAAGGAUCAUGCACUGA